This is a messenger RNA of Cladophialophora psammophila CBS 110553, 330 nucleotides long. RefSeq lists its product as uncharacterized. The coding region runs from base 1 to 330 and encodes 109 amino acids. The record is from RefSeq and is a predicted model, not a curated record. The transcript has 2 exons. Lineage: Eukaryota; Fungi; Ascomycota; Eurotiomycetes; Chaetothyriales; Herpotrichiellaceae.
AUGCCUCGAGGAGCAGAAUUCGACAACGGAAAGCCUCAGUCCGACAACCCCAUCGAGGCCGGAGAGGACAAAGUCCAUGGAGGAACAAAGCCCACAUACGAAGCCGACCUCUCCGGCCCCAAAAAGGCCGCACCUCUACCGGAAGGCAUGGACGAAAUGAACGACCGCACCCUCAGCGGCGGCGCGGCCCCGGGACACGAGAGCGGAAAAGGAGGACACGGGUCCCGGACAGGCGGAGAGCAUACGGGCCUAGGUGCCCACAAGGACUUGGGCACGGCGGAUCCGCAUCCGAAGGACCUGAAAGAUGACAGACAGCCUGGGGGGAGUUGA